AUGACAAAUGAAAAAAAGCCACCGAUAGAUGCUUCCUCUUCUGCAUCAGCAUCAACAGGUCAAACACCGCCAAUAACAACUCAACCUAGCAAGGAGCAUAAACAAGUGAUUGGUGUUGAGAAGGAUACGGAAUUGAUAGAAGAAAAAUCUCUACUUUCAUCUCAUGAUAUGUUAGAAAAAGAACAUGAUGAUGGAAAUAUUGAAUAUAAAUGGAAGUUAGUUGGUCUUUCCGAAGACAGAUUCAAACACCUUGUUACUCAAAUGAAAUAUAGGCUAAGCGAAGGACAAGGAGAAGCAAUUUAUGAAAUAGGAAUUAAUGAUGAUGGUUAUCCUUUAGGAUUAUCGGAAGAAGAAUACCGAGAAACAUUAUCUAACAUUGAAAAGAUGGCUGCGGAAUUGCAAGCCAAUGUUUCAAUUAUUUGUGAAAAGCAAGUCACAAGCGAAAAAGAUCAAAAGAGGAGCAAGAAGCCUAGCAAUGAAAAGAAUGGCUCUUCGGGAGAAGUUCAAGCUAAUGAGAAAAGAUGGGUUGCAGAAGUGUUAGUCAGAAGAUUUGGAGAAGAGGAAUAUUUGAAUGUUAAUAUUGUUGUUUGUGGAAAUGUUGACUCUGGUAAAUCUACCUUGAUUGGUGUAUUGACAAGAGGACAACUCGACAAUGGAAGAGGAUUGGCUCGUUCCAAUGUUUUUAUCCACAAGCAUGAAUUGACGACAGGUAGAACCUCAAGUAUUAGCCACCAAAUUAUGGGAUUUGAUGCCAAGGGAGACAUUGUAAAUCACAGCAAUCUUGACCAUCCAACUUGGAAGGACAUUAUUGAAAAAUCCUCUAAAGUCUGUACCUUUGUAGAUUUGGCUGGACAUGAAAAGUAUUUGAAAACUACAGUCUUUGGAAUGACUGCUGGUGCUCCUGAUUAUGCCGUUGUUUGUGUGGGAGCCAAUAUGGGAGUAACUAAAAUGACCAAAGAACACAUCGGCCUGUGCUUGGCAUUGAAGAUACCAAUGUUCUUUUGCGUAACAAAGGUUGAUAUUUGCCCUGAAAAUGUCUUAAAACAAACUGUUGAAACCAUUCACAAGAUUCUCAAAUUACCUGGAGUUAGAAAAUUACCAUACCAUGUCAAGAAUGAGGAUGAUGUUGUGACAUGUGCUAAAAAUCUUGCCAGUGACAGAAUUUCCCCAAUUUUCUUUUUGAGCUCUGUGACUGGAGAAAACCUUAAUUUAUUGCACAAAUUUUUGAAUUUAUUACCCAUCAGAAAGGAUUGGGAAUCUCUCAUUGAUAAGCCAGCUCAAUAUAUCAUUGAUCAAACAUUCUUUGUUAGUGGUGUAGGAACCGUUGUAAGCGGAAUUGUUCAAAGUGGAAGUAUUUCUGUCAAUGAUAAAUUGAUGCUAGGACCAGAUUCUAACGGACUUUUCAGAAGCGUCGUUGUAAAGAGUAUUCAUUGUAAGAGGGUUAAUGUCAAACGUGUGCAUGCAGGACAGCAUGCAAGCUUUGCUCUCAAGAAAGAAAGACGUUCUGGAAUUAGAAAAGGAAUGGUGCUCGUUGAUGAAGAAGAUCCAAAAGCUUCAUGGGAAUUUGAAGCUGAUAUUCUCGUAUUGUAUCAUAGUACAACCAUUAAGGAAAAUUAUCAACCUGUGGUUCACUGUAACUGUGUCAGACAAACUGCUAAGAUCAUCAAAAUGGAUGUGGAAUCUCUUAGAACAGGAGAAAAAGCUAAAGUUAAAUUCCGUUUCAUGUUCAGACCAGAAUAUUUGAGAGUUGGUGAACGACUAAUUUUUAGAGAAGGAACAACAAAAGGAUUGGGUGUCAUUUCUCAAGUAUUCAAAUAA
Naegleria lovaniensis is the source of this 1818-nucleotide messenger RNA. RefSeq lists its product as uncharacterized. The record is from RefSeq and is a predicted model, not a curated record. Lineage: Eukaryota; Heterolobosea; Eutetramitea; Acrasida; Naegleriidae. Gene Ontology annotation, molecular function: GTP binding; translation elongation factor activity; GTPase activity. Bases 1 to 1818 code for a protein of 605 amino acids. Gene Ontology annotation, biological process: translational elongation. The transcript is spliced from 2 exons.